Messenger RNA from Pseudovirgaria hyperparasitica, 693 nucleotides. Its product is annotated as S-adenosyl-L-methionine-dependent methyltransferase. Gene Ontology annotation, molecular function: O-methyltransferase activity. The record is from RefSeq and is a predicted model, not a curated record. Lineage: Eukaryota; Fungi; Ascomycota; Dothideomycetes; Acrospermales; Acrospermaceae. The transcript is spliced from 2 exons. Bases 1 to 693 code for a protein of 230 amino acids.
AUGGCGCCAGUGUGCGCUAUGGCGGAGGACUCAGUAAACAAUACAGUGCUUGUCCUCAAUCAAGCACAGCGUCCGCUAGGGCGUCUUUUGAGUCCCGCUUGUGAUUAUUUGCGAGGCUGCGGUAUUCCUCCUAGCCAGGACAGCAGCGUCACAGUUGUUGACGUUGGCGGCGGCUUUGGCCAUGAACUAAGUCUCUUUGCCGAGAAGAGCACACGCAAGCCUGGAAGACUCGUCUGUCAAGAUCAAGAAUCUGUUAUAGCUACCGUCCCGUCAGAGCUAGCUGUUGGGGUCGAAUUUGUCGCACACGACUUCUUUAGAGAACAGCCGGUGAGGGGUGCCCGAGCGUAUUUGCUUAAGCAUAUCUGCCAUGACUGGCCACAUGCUCUGGCACUCUCGAUCCUGAAAAAUAUCAAGGUUGCUAUGGAGCCUGGGUACUCCAAGAUGUUGAUUAUGGAUCUGGUGAUGCCGGAGGGAAAGGUGCCGCUGGCUGCUGCAGGACUUGAUGUCGCUAUGAUGACGGGCUUCUCUGGGACUGAGAGAGAAGAAAAACUAUGGAUGGAAUUAGUGGAGGAUGCAGAACUGAGCGUGAGGAAAAUCUGGAAGGGGCAGGAUGGAGAUGGACUAUUAGAGGUUGUUCUGGAAGAAGACAAAGACGACAUAACUACAAAGCCUAGACUGGCAAUAGCGGGUUGA